UAGAUCAUAAUGUUAUGUCGAGUUACAAAAUACACUGAUCAUCUAAUAUAACUAGAUAUAUUUUCUAUCAAGAACACUCUCUUCUACUAACCUGUAAGUCGUUUCUACCUAUGUGUCUGCUGCUAAAUGCUGAUAUGUGUAAAUACUCGUGUUUUGCAUUUCAUUUUCUACAUCAACUUAGGGGAUAAUACACAUAUACCAGAACAAUGCAAUAUGUUGGAGUGUAACAGUUCUGGAUAUUUUAAAGCGAAUAUAAUUCUUUUGAUUAUAAUAUUUGUUCUACAGAGUGUAGGUUUAGGUACCAAUCAUUGGGUGAAAAUCGAAGUUGGUGGAAAUUAUGUAUUUAAAGUUCAUAGCGGGUUGUGGAAACUAUGUCUGUGUUAUUUCGGAAAUGAUGAUUGUUUUUGUCAGUCUGUUGCCGUGCCAGUCACAGCUUGGUUAACAUAUGUGAGAGUGCUGGAAUGGCUUGGUCUCAUAUGUGUUGUAAUUGCUGGUGCUGUAUUCAUCAUACAAUGUGUCUCAUCACGAAGAACUCAUUUUAAAUCGUCAGCAGCAAUCUUAACACUGGCAUCAGGAGCGUCAAUACUGAUAGGUAUUGUAAUCUAUGGCUCCAAAAUGGUCAGAAAUUUUGACUAUUCAUACAUUUUAUGUACGAUUGCUGGUAUACUGUGUAUAAUUUGUGUGUUCCUCAUCCACAAUGAUCGGAAACCUCGGCAUUCCACUGAUAGCUGCGUUCACCGGGAAAAUGAUAUUGAAAGCCGACGAGUUGUUGAAGUAGAGACAUACGUUCCACAAAUUUUAACUAACUCAACAAUUUCACAACCAGACCAUGCAUCCAGUCUGAAUCAUUCUCAAAAUACUGAUGAUCUACCACCAACACAUGACGAAAUAACAUUAGAACCCCCACCACCAUCUUAUCAAGAUGUAGUGACUCAGCAAAAAUUCACAACAUAAAUUAUAACUGUACAUGAGAAACGUUUCUAAAAGAUACAAUUAUUAGUCAUGGUUAGGAGUAGAAUUUUUUGCUUAUAUUUAAAAGAACUUGUAUGCAAUGCAAACGCGCGAAAUAAUAUAUUCAUACAUGUAAUUAUAGAUCUACCACAUUUGUAUUACUCGUACUUAAUUUUCAAUGAUGAAAUUAAUUGUGGUUAAAAAUCGUUUUAAGAACAUUAAAUACAUUACAAGUUCAUUAUCAUUUAAUUUCUGAAAUUUAGCAUAAAUAAUAAUCGAUUUAUUUAUUAUAUAUAAUUACAUAUACAUUUUACAAAGGUGCACAUUGAGAGUGACGUAAAUUGUGUAAGUAAAUGUUUAGAGAAGUGAACGAUUUUAAGGCUGAACAGGUAAAUCAUUGUGGAUUUUAUCCGUGCUUGUAUCCUUUUUUUCUCCAAAUAUAACUUAAACAUUACAACAAUAACUAUCCGCAUAUGUUUAAGAACUAUCAUUAUCUUGAAGAUAUUGUUUUUUAGAUAAAUAUGGAAGGUGGUCUAUAGGUGGUCUGAAAACUGGAUAUUAGAGUGUUACAUUACAAUAUUCAACAAAUGAAGGAAAUAAAAUAAUUUAUCACGAUAGAGAUCUAUAAAAACUUAAAAAGUGUGAUAAUAAAUUUUACUGGAGCCAUACGUAUAAAAGGGGCGACUAACACAAUAGCAAUUUAUCAAAGAAAAUCAUUUUAAUAUUGAAUACACUCACUUUAAUAUAUCGAUCUGGUAUCGACCGAGACAGCCUCUUGAAUAAGUUUAUCAUCAACUGUGACAUUGGUUUAUUUAUAAAGCUGUGUUUGACUCAAAAUUUAAGAAGAAAAAGGUAACUGGAAUGGUGAACAGUUAUUGGAGGAUAUUAUCAACACAUUUGAUGUACAAGUAACAAUUACUAAAAUGGUCGACAGUUGUAGAAUAUUUUCAGACAGCUCGAAUGUAUUAAAGGUGUGUGCUGUUGUGUUGGGUGUGGCGUUCAUCGUACACUGUGUGGGUAUUGGGACUACAUUUUGGGUUCAACAUGAGGACGGUGCAUUCCAAAGUCGAUAUCACAGUGGUUUGUUCCGAUCCUGUUCGUGCUUGACUUUCUUCGGUGAAAAAUGUGUUUGUGCUUCAGAUUCAAAUAUGGCACAAGGGUGGCUGAAAUGUGUGCAAGCCCUGGAGGUUAUAGGUCUUAUUGCAAUUAUCUGUGUUGAAUUUCUGAUAUUCAUGCAGUUUUUCUGCACACAAAGUAUAGCUAUCAAGAUGUGGGGAAUCAUGCUUAUGCUAUUUGCUGGUGUGUGUAUAUUGGCCGGUGUGUCACUUUAUGGUGCAAUGAUGGUUGAAAAUCUCAGCUUUUCAUUCGGACUCUGUGUCGUAUCAGCUGUAAUGUGCUUUUUGUGCUCCAGUCUCCUGAUAGAAAAUAGAAGAAUAUCCCUAAAACGUCUGAUGUCAACUAGUCAAAUCCAUUACGCAAACCAAGGACAAAUCAUUUCAAGUCCGAACACACAGUUCAGGUUGUCACUUAAUUGGCGUAAUAUUCUACGCCUGCUUAUCUGGCGAUGAAUGCGCAUGCCCAGUACGGGCCUGCACCAGCAUAUCUUGUUGCCCAGCAACAAAAACAGUUUGUACAGCAUCAAUGCCGUUUACAUGCACUCAAAAUCAAUGUUAAGAGUCUGGACAAAGCAUCAAAGAGUAAACAAAUAAAAUUCAAACAUUGGUGGAAUGAAAUUUACUACAGAAAGACUCUUAAACACAGAUAUUAAUAGAGAGAGAAACAACAUUUAUAGAAUAUUAAACAUUCGUCAUUCACAGAGAUUGAUUACUCGUAUAUCACUAGAAUUUUUGUGAUUAAAUUAAUGUUUAUACAAUUCACAUUCUCCAGUUUGUCGGCUGUAAGAGAAGGAUAUUUUCAACAUUAUUAUUUAGUUAUGUUCUGUUAAAUAUGUUAUAUGUUAAAUAUAUUAUAUUAUUU
This is a messenger RNA of Ruditapes philippinarum (Manila clam), 2928 nucleotides long. RefSeq lists its product as uncharacterized. The record is from RefSeq and is a predicted model, not a curated record. Bases 127 to 954 code for a protein of 275 amino acids. The transcript has 5 exons. Lineage: Eukaryota; Metazoa; Mollusca; Bivalvia; Venerida; Veneridae. Gene Ontology annotation, cellular component: plasma membrane.